GGGGCUCCACGUGUGACCCCGCGGGUCGGGCUCACCCGAUCCUCGCACUCCCCAACCCGGAGGGUCCGGGGCUGCCCCGACCGGCUUUUACAAGCCUCGGGGACGGGCAAACUCCCACCUCAGGCCCUGCAGCGUCCAGGUCCUGCAGCUUCUCCCGGCCCUGAACCCCUCCCCAGACCCUGAAACUCAGCCUCUGGUCACCUGAAUCCCCCCGAAUUUGCCAUGUUCGGCUCUUCCCGGGGCGGGGUCCGGGGGGGCCAGGACCAGUUCAGCUGGGAGGAUGUCAAGACGGACAAACAGCGUGAGAAUUACCUGGGGAACUCCCUGAUGGCGCCGGUGGGGCGGUGGCAGAAGGGCAAGGACCUGACCUGGUAUGCCAAGGGCAAGAAGGACACGGCUCCCUCGUUAUCCCGGGAGGAAGAGCUGGCUGCUGUCCGCCUGGCCGAGCAGGAGGCCAUGAUGGCAGCACUGGGCUACAAGAACUUGAAGAGGCAGCCCACGGGCCUCAGCAAAGAGGACCUGGCUGAGGUGUGCAAGAGGGACGGCGCUGAGCGGGACGACAAGGACGUGGAUCGGGUGGUGGGUUUGGGCAGCUCCAGUGGCAGUGCUGGCCGGGUGAUGCUUUCCAAGGAGGACAGAGAGGCAGCCAAGCUGGGGCUCUCGGUCUUCACGCACCAGAAAGUCUCCAGCAGCCCAGAGAUACCUGUCUCCAAGAAGAAGCAGGAAAAGGAGGAGAAGGUGGAGGAGAAACGACCUGAGAGCAGCAAAAAAUCCAAAAAGGAGAAAAAGAAGGAGAAAAAGAACAAGAAGAAAAAGAAACAUAAGAAGGAGAAGAAGAAGGACAAAGACAAGCAUUCCAAGAAGGAUGCUGCCCCAUCAUCCUCCGAUUCUUCCCCAGAUCGGGAUAAGAGGCACCACCGCAGGAAAGCGCAGCAGCACUCGGAGGCCCCGCGGCACGGCAGCCGGCGGCGGCAGGACACGGAAUCCUCGGCGAGCAGCGGCAAUUGCGGCCGGGGCCCCGCCCGCCGGCGCAGCCGGAGCAGGGACGGCCGGGGCCGCCACCCGUCCCCGCGGAGAAAGGGCAGGAAAAGGAGCAGGUCCCGCUCCCCCCCGGCCCGCGGGGUGCGGCAGCGCCACGACACCGACUCGGAGGACUGAGAGGGAGCCUGGGGUUGUUUCAGGGAGAUCUUCCAGAGAUUUAUAUUUUUUAAGGUGAUUAAAUUAAAAACGCUGCAGCCCCGCGGGUGCAGAGGCAGAGUCUGGCAAAGGGCAUUAAGGUUUUGGUGCCAGCAGCCUUUCCCUGCCCGCCCAGGGGCAGCACCAGCGGGUGUGGGGGGCAGCAGGGCCUGGGCACCCUUCUCCUCACUCCCUAAAAUCCAUCUGGGCAGGAUUGAGCACGGAGGAUGCUCUGGGUGGGGACUGGUGCCAGGGUGGUUCUGGCUGUGGUGCUGAAAAUGCUGUGGAUACCUCGUGUUUAUGUACAGAGACUUUGGAAGAGAUUAUUAUUAUUAUUACUACUAUUAUUAUUAUGGGGUUUUGUCUUAUUUCUCUGCCAUUGAGUGCUUGCCAGUACAGUGGCUGGAGAGUUUCUUUCCUUAAAAAUUCCCUAAACUUAUCAGCUGCAUGGAUGGAGGCUUAAAGCUCAUCUAAUUCCAGUUCCCCUGGGCCAGGCUGCUCCAAGCCCUGUCCAGUCUGGCCUUGGACACCUAAAUAAUUCCUAAUCUUGAGGAGAAAGUGGAUGGGACCAGGGCCCCUGGCCACAUCCACCCACCCCAGGGAGCAGCAAACUCCAUUCCCAUCCAGGAUUCAAACCCUCAGCACAUGAUUAUUAUACUGAAAGAGAGGAAUUUUACACCAAUAAAUAGAAAUAUUGAUCUGAAUGGAAAAGGGGUGUCACAGAGCAUCGCUGGCUGUGGCGUGGCCGUGCCAAGCACAAGGGCCUCAUUUGUGUAAUUAAUGAUGCAAUUGAAGACAGGGAGGGUUUGUGUGUCUUGGUGGACAAAAGCCCAGUGGGACCGUGCUCAGGAGCUGACAAAGCUCUUCUGUCCCAACCCAAGCAGAGGGAGAUGCUGUGGGGCCGUCACAGCCUUGGGUGAUCCCCACCCCAAGAUGAUUUUUGGGGUUGACAGGCUCUGGGCACGAGGGCUGUUCCUCGUGCUCUGAGCAGCUGCAGCUCCAGAUCCAUCCCAGGGAUGCCCUGAGCCCAUGCACUCCCUGGCCAGGGGCUCUGCCUCUGCUCACCAGGCUGAGCUCGGAUUUUGGGAUCCAAACUGUGGCUGGAGCCCGCUGGGAACAUCCCAGAGCAGGACUGCACCUAAUGGGAACUGGGCAGCAGGUUGAAAAGGGAGCCAGGGGAGAAUGAAAACAGCACAGCAAGCAGAGAAAAAAUACCACAAAUUGCAGUAUCCUGCUGCCUCCAUGGGCUCCCAGUUCCCAUCUUCACCUCCCCAAGCUUGGGAUGGAUGCUGUGGCAGGGCUGGGCUCCAGCAGGAUGAGCUGCACCCGCAGCUCCUCAGCAGAUGGAGAGUGCUGGGCAGGGGGGCCAGGGCACUGCUGGCCCAGCUCAGUUCAGCUCUCCUGGGCUUUCUCCUGCUCUCCCCCUUCCUGUUUCACACUCCAAACCAAGAUCUGAGGAAAUCAGGUUUAGAAACAUGGGAAGCCAAAACUGAAGGGGACAGGGAUAAAGGAGCCCAGCCCCAUCCCUGCUCACCCCAAAACCUGCCUGUGCAGCUGCUGGGUGGCCAAAAUCCAGGCUGAGAGCCUGGAACAGAGCAAAGCCUGUGCUGCCCAGAGCAGAGGGCAGAGUACAGCUCCCACAGCUGUACUGAUAACAUCACCAUAUUACUCAUUUUCCACAGCAAAUUCUGCAUGCAGAAAAGCAGCAUCCUAACCCAGCUUCCCCUUCAAGUUCAAUUCCUACCCAGAACAGGAAUAAAGAGCUGUCCUGCCCUAUUAGGGAUGCAAAUAUCCUGAUUCAGCGCUUGGAAUUCCAACGUGAAUUUCUGACUUGCAGGAGGUUUGUGAUCUCAGCUUGCCCAGUGUUUUUUACCCUUUACUACAGCCCCAGCCACAGUCCAUGUUACCCACCCUGGUGCCAGGUUUUCCCACAGGGAAUUUUUCCUCUCUAACCUGCAGGACAGACCUCCCAUCCUAUAGCUUUCCAGCCUGUGAAAUGGGGAAUGUGCUGCAGCUCCAGCCAGGAGAACAGCUGGGAGCUGGCAGGCAGCCCAAGCGUGAGCACUGGGGAGGAGCAGCUGCAGCUGACAGGGAAGGCAGGAGGAUCAUCCAGAGGAGGAGCUCUGUCCCGGAUCCAGAGGGGACUGCAGAAAGGAAAAAUGCAAAACAAAGCACUUAGGAAGCGGAAUUCAUAUUUUUUCCCCACAAAACUGCUAAUUUACAGAUCCUGUAAUUAACUGGGAGCAGCAGGAGGAACAACCUGUUAGGGGAAGUGAUGGGGCUACUCAAGAAGCUCAAGCUGUGCUGGCCCAGAAGCAACAAAGUGACUCCAGUAGAACCCAACGAGCAUCACCAUCAUUUUACCUGCAGGGUUCCAACCAGAAUGAUACAUUUUGUGGAAAAUACAGGAGAUAUCCUCAAAUUUUCAUGCAAAUCAUGAUGUUGGCAAAACGCUGCCUGGAUGUGGAUCCCCUGCACAAAGAUGAUACAAACCAACACGAUACCAGUGCAAGUUUCAUGAAACUUUUUAUUCAACAAGUAUUUAAUUAUGAUUCUGCCAAGAUGAUCGAAUGAACAGCAAGGCAUAAAAAACAUGAAAUAGUUAAGAGAUUUUAUUCUAAUAGCUUUAAUUACAGUGCUUGUUUGUCGAAAUGAAAACUGAAAACAAGUAUACAAAACAGUUGAUUACUAGUUGUGUAUUGAAAGCAAUAAAGGUUUCCACAACACUAAAUAAACCAGUUCUGAUAGUUCCUCGAGUUAAAGUUUAACAGCUCCAGCUUCUUC
Parus major (Great Tit) is the source of this 3960-nucleotide messenger RNA. RefSeq names its product chromosome 2 C1orf35 homolog (gene C2H1orf35). The record is from RefSeq and is a predicted model, not a curated record. The coding region runs from base 223 to 1158 and encodes 311 amino acids. Lineage: Eukaryota; Metazoa; Chordata; Aves; Passeriformes; Paridae. The transcript has 9 exons.